Lampris incognitus (smalleye Pacific opah) is the source of this 784-nucleotide messenger RNA. It is a transcript of the gene fabp7a, whose product is annotated as fatty acid binding protein 7, brain, a. Gene Ontology annotation, biological process: fatty acid transport. The transcript is spliced from 4 exons. Gene Ontology annotation, cellular component: nucleus; cytosol. Gene Ontology annotation, molecular function: fatty acid binding. Bases 108 to 506 code for a protein of 132 amino acids. NCBI's taxonomy places the organism in Eukaryota, Metazoa, Chordata, Actinopteri, Lampriformes, Lampridae. The record is from RefSeq and is a predicted model, not a curated record.
AGACCGGAGGCUGGCUGUCGGCGCUGUGCAGGCUUCAGUAACAAGUAACCAUUUAAUUCCCUUUUAAGUUCAAAUCUGAACCGGACAGGACCGACAGUAUCUCCAAAAUGGUUGAGGCAUUCUGCGCAACAUGGAAACUUGUGGACAGUGAGAACUUCGAUGACUACAUGAAGGCGCUGGGUGUUGGUUUUGCCACAAGGCAAGUGGGUAAUGUCACCAAGCCAACGGUGGUGAUCAGUCAGGAUGGGGACAAAGUGGUGGUGAAAACCCUGAGCACCUUCAGGAACACAGAGACCUCCUCCAAACUGGGAGAGGAGUUUGAUGAGACCACAGCUGAUGACCGAAACGUCAAAUCUACCCUUACCGUGGAAGGAGACACACUUGUGCAUGUGCAGAAGUGGGACGGCAAAGAAACCAAAUUUGUCAGAGAAAUCAAGGAUGGGAAGAUGGUGAUGACUCUGACUUUUGAGGGCGUGCAGGCCGUCCGCACAUACGAGAAGGCCUAACUUAUCCAAAUCCACCACACAGCAAAUCAUCCCAGUACUGCAAAUCCUCCACGAAGCACUGCAUUUCCAAUUCAUCGCUGUUCUCUUUUUCUACUGUACGCAGAGAUUUGCACUUGAUUUGUCGCGUUUGACACAAGAAAUUGUCCUUUGAAUGGGUCUUUUUGUAAAUAAUGAAAAAGAAAAUUUGUUCAGACAACUUGUUUUUGGACGGCCUAAAUUCUGAUCGAUUGAUCCUGUGUAUCACUUGUUGGGGGGAAAAAAAGGGACAAAAUAAACUA